Molecule: messenger RNA, 4106 nt
Organism: Poeciliopsis prolifica (blackstripe livebearer)
Lineage: Eukaryota; Metazoa; Chordata; Actinopteri; Cyprinodontiformes; Poeciliidae
Gene: rgs19
Product: regulator of G protein signaling 19
Exons: 5
Coding region: 290-922 (210 amino acids)
Source: RefSeq, a predicted model, not a curated record
AAGAAACCAAGAAGCCCUGUGUGUCACAACGCCUCUGACUGUUUCCUGCCUCGGUGUCUUCAUCCCUCCCCGUCUUUUCCUGUUGCUCCGGGCCGCCUCUCGUCUCUUCCUUCUCUGCUGGAGGGUGAGGCAUGUCGUCGCACAGAAUCAGCACCUGGGAAAGAGCAGACAUCGCAAAAAGAGACAUCUGUUCGCUCUGUAAUUCAGUAAACCCUCGCUGGUCCAGGCUUGAAUCGUCUCUCUGUACACAGGUCCGAUUCCAGCUGAGCAGGAGGGUGGUGAGCCGGCCAUGGGGGGAGGUCGCAGCGAGACCUCGGCUCUGAGCGGGGCAGGAGAGGCCCGGGGAUUGACCACUACCCAGAAUUCCCAGCGGCCCAACGCCUGCUGUUUCUGCUGGUGCUGCUGCUGCAGCUGUUCAUGGAAUGAAGAGGAGAGACGGAAGAGAAGGAGGAAGAGAAUAUCACAGGACACCAAGAUAGAAACCAAACUUGAAACUUGUCCCAAGCCCUCGGUGGAGGAGAUCCGGAUGUGGUCUCAGUCGUUCGACAAGCUGAUGAGGAACCCCGCAGGUCGGAACGUUUUCCGGGAGUUUCUGCGGACCGAGUACAGCGAGGAGAACAUGUUGUUCUGGCUGGCCUGCGAAGACCUGAAACAAGAAAUCAACAAGAGUGCCAUAGAAGAAAAAGCUCGGUCCAUCUAUGAAGACUAUAUUUCUAUAUUAUCGCCAAAAGAGGUCAGUCUGGAUGCCCGGGUUCGAGAGGUGAUCAACAGGAAGAUGCAGGACCCCACGUCUCACACGUUUGAAGACGCCCAGCUGCAGAUCUACACGCUGAUGCACAGGGACUCCUACCCACGAUUCCUCUCCUCCAAUAUCUACAAGACCCUGGUCCUGGGCGGGUCCCGCACCUCCUCAGAGUCCUAGUCCUCCCUCCCGAAGCCCCUCGUCCGCCUCCAUGCUGCCUCGCGUUCUUCGGACAGGAGCGUUUCACCUCCUCUGUCACACACUCCUCUGUUCAAAUCACGUAUUCUUUGAAUCACUGCCAAGACGUCCUUCCCUUGUCUUUUCCACCAUCAGCUUCAGGUCAUUUUCAGGCUUUGAAAAUUGAACUUAAUUUGAAUAAAACAAAUGUUCUGCACAUCCAAGUGAAGGAAAGUAGAAUCGGUUAACAUUUAUUGCCAGAAAUAUUCAAGUUCAAUGAUCCUCACUCAUGUUUACAGGUCAAGCCCAUCCGUGAAGGCAGAUUUAGUUUCUUCCCAUUUCUGUUUUUCUUUUUUUUUUAUUUCUGCUCCACCUCAGCUGUAAACAACCGGAGAAGGACGUGUUCAGAGAUAUUUAAGUAUUUAUGAGUUAGGAUCUACUGUUAUGUGGAGAUGUACUUGACUACUUUGUGAGAGUCGGAUGCAUUUCAAGAGGAAAACCGUCGGUCUGUGCCAUGAACGUUUGGUGGAUUCGUCCUUCCUCACAUACUCCAGCCGCCGUAACCAGCCAAUCAAAGGACGACGUCCCAGACUUUCAACCUGCAGUCACAUCUUCCUGACAAAGGACAGAAAGCUGAAAGGAAAAGACGGAUGCUGAAUCAUUCGUCCGUUCUUUGUCGUUUUUCCUCCGUUCAACUGGAAGAACCGGGUGCUCACUCCGCCUCCCUCUAAAACAAAAACCCACAAAGUUUUCUGGAUCAAUCGUUUCCCACCUGUCAUAAACAAACGGAUGAAGGAAGGACGACGUUCCUUCCAACUACUGAUUUACAAAAAGACGACGAGUCUAUUUUUUAAGAGAAAACUAUAUGAAACAAUUUUAUUAAAUAUAUAUAUAUUUUUUUCUUUUUAUUUCUCCUACUGAAUCCCUCACCUGAAUAUUAUUUUUUGCAAGUGGAGGAGAGUUCCUCUGAGACUGUACUGAUCUCCACCCAACACACACACACACAUCACUGCAAUAAAACACUGGAGUCCAGACAACAGUCACACACUGAUCAUAUUUGAGUCACUCUGCGUACAGGGAUUGUUCAGAAAUAAUAAGUUAAUUCACUAAAUAAAUCCCAGUGAAGAAGAAAACCCUGAGGAGUUAAAGAAGAGACAAAAAUGUCUCCUCUGGGCGUUUCCUGUUUCCCUCUCAGGGACAGUCGGUCUCUUAACUCAGGUUUUCCUGCUGGAGUUGUGAGUUUGUUACCGUUAAAAUAGAAGCAAAGGCAGCAGAUGACAGCUUGACUCAUAUUUCUCACAAGACCAAAACCAACUUCCUGAACGGUUUUCAGGAACAGCAGAGUUUGAAGCUGGCAGCAAAACGCUCUGGUUUUCUAACGUUUGAUCAUAUAUAGUUAUGAUUACUUUUGAAAUAACCUUUUCUUGUGUUCUGUUUUUUUUUUUUUAUGAAUCCUAAUUUUGCACAUUAACUAACAUGAGCUUUUCAGCCCAUCUAGUAAACAUAAAAAAUCAGACAUGGAGCAGAGGUGUCCAAAGUGCAGCCUGAGGCCAUAUGUGGCCCCCAAAUAUCUUUAAAAAUGACAUAAGUUUGGCUGCUACUUGUGCAGGUGGUUGAUGCAAACUGAGACUUUUUGUUUUGAAUUUGGGCAAAAUUAUUAGAAACAUGUUAAAAUCUUAUGAUGGAAAAUGUUUGAAAUCUUUACAUUCAUCUUUUUACAUGCUUUUUGCAUUCUAUUUGACUUUAUAGGAAAGUCAAAGUGACUUGGUUAUGUAGACUUUGGUUCCCCAAAAUCUGCUUUUCGCUGAUUAAACUUCUCUAAAUAUGGCAAAAUUUGAUCCAAGACUAAAAUCCUUUCAUUGAACCAGUGAAGCUCAAAAAUGUACAAAUUGGAAGUUUUGUAUUUUUUGUGAUUAUUGUAUGCUGAGGUUAUUGAGCAGAAAAAAAGGGUCAUAAAAUAAUUCAGAAAUUCUAUAUUUUUUGACUCGAGUGAUUCUGACUUUAUUUUGGUCAAUGUGACAAAACAUUUGGCCGCACCCGACAUACAGGCUAAAUCUAUCUGCAGCCUGAUAUCAUGCCGGGUAUAUAGUAUAUAUGAUAUGUUUAUUCACUGUUGCAGUGGCAACUCAAACACAGAGAACAAAUAGUCUUAUGAAAACAACCUGAAGUCUGAUUUCUUUGCAAACUGGUUCAAAAUUCAAUAUGGUGGCCUCAAGGAGUAACCUCUUCCUGUCUGAAUUUAGUUGCAUUUAUAUUAAAGAAAAUUUUGUUUAGUUCUUUUCUGUCAAGCAGAUUCUAGGUUCAGUAGAUUGUAGUUAUUAUGAGAGCAAUUUAUCAAAAAUUAGACACAGCUGAGAAUAACUCCAACUGUUCGAUGGCAGGUUCUUCCAGUACAAACCUUGGUGUGUGUAGAAGAAGCAUCAACUGGGAUUACUGGGACACACACCAGUUUGGCUAAUUAGCUGCAGAAAUCCACAUCUUUUCUGUGUCUUUUCUAGAAAAGUGGCCAGUUUAUUGUGCAACCUUUGGUGGAUAACAUUACUGCAGCCUAAAGAACUCAGAUGUGAUCAAUAACCCUCUGCAGAUCUAAUUAGCCAAUAACAAACAAGGAUGGUUCAAUGCUUUGCACUUUAAAAAUACCCCCAAAAUCAAAACACAUUCAGAACAGUCCCAGUAAGCAUAGUAAUUCAAAUAUUUACACACCUCCACACACACACACACACACACCAGGGUGGCCUACCUGGGCACUGCUGCUGCUGACCUCUGUAACCUCUCACCUUUGACCACGCCACUGUCUGAUGCCCAUUUGCACGCCUGCUCCUGAUUGGCUGCAGGAGGCCGCAGGGCUGAUCUGUGGUUGGUCAGUUCAGAAAGAGGGGUGGGAGAAAAAAUCCCAAGUGCAAAAAAAAAAAAAAAAACAUGAAAAAGAGCUGAUAAAAAACAUACAGAGAUGGUAUGCAUGACCCCGGUGCUUCUUGGGAAAUGUAGUGUGAGGAGAACAAAUGUUUGUAGGUGCCUGUAGCGGCAGACAGACCAUUUAAAUAUUGAAAAAAAAAGAGCUAUCUGAGUCUUUUACCAGGUUGGUCACUCAAAAUGCAUUUACCUUAGUAUUGUUAAUGUUAUUUAUUUUAUAUUUUGUUAAAACUGUGAUUUUAAUUGUACAUAUAUAAACGGAAACCCUUGAGCA